UUCAAGACAACGAUGGACGAGAUCGAUAUGGAAGAGAAGAUUCUGAUGAAGAAAAUCUUAUGAAUUUUAAUAGGAGAACAUCAUAUGAUAAGAACCUGACGCUGUUACUUGGGGAUAAGGAUGAUCAUAACAUUCCAUUUCCAGUCGAUUCAAACAAUGCACCAGGAUCUAGUAACAAAAUACAGACUAGUAGUUAUACCUACACUCAUCCUCGAUCUUAUGAUUCAUGGGAACAGUACAAAAUGAUUUCACGGCUCCCGAUGCCUGUAACGCAUAAUGUAGCUGAUGAUGGUGUUUCGACUUAUGAAG
Messenger RNA from Racocetra fulgida, 309 nucleotides. The record is from the annotation of a GenBank genome assembly. NCBI's taxonomy places the organism in Eukaryota, Fungi, Glomeromycota, Glomeromycetes, Diversisporales, Gigasporaceae.